AAACCUCACACAGAUCUUAGAAAGACAUUCACCCACGAGACUUCACCGCAAGACUUUACUGGAACACUUUCGACAGACCAUCUCAAAGCCCUCGGCCAUGAAGUUCCAGGCUCUCAUCUUGAUCCUUCUCCUUGCCUGCAUGUACCCUACUCUGGCUCAAGGUUCUUAUGAGAACUGCUGUUUAAAGUACAUUGCCGGACUGAAGAAAAAUCUUAAGCGGAGAAUUGACAGCUACAGGCGUCAGGAAACGGAUGGUGGAUGCAACAUCCCAGCUGUUGUAUUCUCCCUGAGACUGAGGGACAACAAAGUGAAGUCGGUGUGUGCGGAUCCCAAAAGAGACUGGGUGAAGAAGCUGACGACGGACAUCGAUCGACGCCAAGCAAAGGUCUAGACGGGCGCUCAUCGCAAAAGAGCCUUUUUUUUUCUCACAAGCCUGAGACUUGGCCGUGCGUUUGACCAUCACUGCGAGAAAUCUGAGCGAGAUUGGGUCGCGGACGCUUUAAGCACACUGUCCAUCCAAGCCUUGAUCACUUCCACACGCUACAGACCUAAAACCUGGUGUGCUAUUCAUCACUAGAGAUGUUACUGAACGGGUAAAACAGCGUAAAGACAGAAGGAGCUUUUGUUUUGUGAAUUGUACACAUGAUAAUCUGUUUUAAGUUUUAAUUGGAGCAAAAGCACGAAAUGAAACAAAAUGUCACCCAGCGCAUUGUGUGGCGAAGAGAAUGUACAAAUACCAAAUAUGUGAGAGCUGCAUGAGCCUGUCAUUUACCUCACAGCUUUAAUGAGGCAUGUCUUCUCUGUCAUAUACAUGUCUUCUCUGUCAUAUACAUGUCUUCUCUGUCAUAUACAUGUCUUCUCUGUCAUAUUCAUCAAUGCGUUUUCUUUUCCCAAUAAUAACAUAUAAUGUUCUCAAAUAUACUCUAGAAUGUUUAUGUCUUCAAGAUUAUAUAUAUCUAUGUAACACUUGUGCGUGUGUGUGCGUAUGUGUGUGUGCGUGUGUGACAGAGAGAGACAGCGAGAGAGUGAGAAAGAAAAACAGUGAGUGAAUGAUUAAAAACAAAUGAAUAUCGUCACUGUAUUACUCAUUUUU
Messenger RNA from Chanos chanos (milkfish), 1093 nucleotides. It is a transcript of the gene ccl25b, whose product is annotated as chemokine (C-C motif) ligand 25b. Gene Ontology annotation, cellular component: extracellular region. The transcript has 4 exons. The record is from RefSeq and is a predicted model, not a curated record. Gene Ontology annotation, biological process: immune response. Gene Ontology annotation, molecular function: chemokine activity. Lineage: Eukaryota; Metazoa; Chordata; Actinopteri; Gonorynchiformes; Chanidae. Bases 98 to 391 code for a protein of 97 amino acids.